Molecule: messenger RNA, 477 nt
Organism: Medicago truncatula (barrel medic)
Lineage: Eukaryota; Viridiplantae; Streptophyta; Magnoliopsida; Fabales; Fabaceae
Exons: 2
Coding region: 1-477 (158 amino acids)
Molecular function (GO): nucleic acid binding; RNA-DNA hybrid ribonuclease activity
Source: RefSeq, a predicted model, not a curated record
AUGCAAGAGCUCGCAGUUUAUAGGAGAAGGCUUAAGUGUAAUCUCGACGCUGCAUUCUCGAGUUCCUUGAAUGUUAUUGGAUUUGGUAUGUGUAUAAGGGACGAAGUUGGACAGUUUGUGGCAGCAAAGACGCUACGGUCUAGUCCUAUAUGUGAUUCAAGUAUAGGUGAAGCUUUGGGUCUGUCAUAUGCUAUUCAGUGGGUACAUGAGCUGCAACUCACUAAUGUCGAUUUUGAGAUGGAUGCCAAACGGGCUGUAGAUUAUUACAUUAAAGGAAGCAAUGAUAUAUCUGAAUUUGGCGCAAUCAUUGAUGAUUGUAGACGUCGAUGUUGUUCUUGGUUUGAAAACUCUAAGAUUGAGUUUAAUAGGAGACAAGCGAAUAUAGUCGCUCAUACUAUUGCUAGAGAGGCCAUACUCCUAACUAGUUCCCAAACUUUUAAUGUUGUACCUUCUUGUAUUGGAUCUUUAAUUUUAUAA